This is a messenger RNA of Spinacia oleracea (spinach), 3233 nucleotides long. RefSeq names its product probable LRR receptor-like serine/threonine-protein kinase At3g47570. The transcript is spliced from 3 exons. Gene Ontology annotation, biological process: protein phosphorylation. The record is from RefSeq and is a predicted model, not a curated record. Gene Ontology annotation, molecular function: ATP binding; protein binding; protein kinase activity. Lineage: Eukaryota; Viridiplantae; Streptophyta; Magnoliopsida; Caryophyllales; Amaranthaceae. The coding region runs from base 1 to 3111 and encodes 1036 amino acids.
AUGUCUUCUUUCUCCAAAAACUUUAACAUAUCCUCCUUUCUUUACUGCAUCCUUUGUGCUAAUUUUCUGUUGUGCUGCCUCCCGUUCUCCGUAGCCGGGAACAACGAAACAGACAGGUUAGCGUUGCUCGAAAUUAAGGCCAAAAUAACACUCGACCCUCUCGGCGUGAUGAGCUCAUGGAAUGACACCCUCCACUUUUGCGAGUGGUACGGUGUUACUUGUGGCCGCAGGCACCAGAGAGUGACGAUACUUGACCUACAAUCCUCAAAACUGACAGGUAUCAUUUCUCCUCAUCUUGGUAACUUGAGCUUCCUCACGAAGUUACACCUUCAAAAUAACAGUUUUGGUGGCACAAUUCCUCUUCAAAUCAAUCGUUUGCAUAGGUUACAAACUCUAUGGCUGUUUAAUAAUUCCAUUACAGGGGAAAUUCCGUCAAACAUAUCAAGUUGCUAUAGCCUUAUUCAGAUAGGUCUUGAAAAUAAUAGGUUGAUGGGAGAAAUACCACCAACGCUUGGUUCCCUGGCAUAUUUGCAACAUCUUUCUAUAGGAGGGAACAACUUGAUUGGUAAUAUUCCUUCAUCUUUGGGGAACUUAUCAUCUUUGUCUACACUCUCCUUAAGUGAAAACAGAUUGGCAGGAAGAAUUCCUGAUAACCUGGGGAAACUAAGUAAUAUGAUCGAAUUGUAUUUAUCUGUCAAUAAGUUAUCUGGAGUAACCCCACCCUCAAUCUUUAACCUCUCUUUACUAACACACUUAGAUUUAGGUCAGAAUGACUUGAAAGGAAACCUACCUUCAGAUUUAGGCAACACACUUCCAAAACUUCAAAGGUUCUCUAUAGCUUCAAAUAGGUUCACUGGACAUAUUCCAGCUUCGAUAUCCAAUUCUUCAAACCUAGUAAUUCUUAGGUUGCCCGAGAACAAUCUCCGAGGACAAGUUCCUUCUUUGCACAAGUUAACAAGGCUUACUUGCCUUGUCCUACACACUAACUCCCUUGGGUAUGGCCAAGCUCAAGAUUUGAACUUUGUUUUAUCCUUGCCUAACGCCACCAAUUUUCGAGCCCUUGAGAUAGGUGAAAAUAACUUCAAAGGAGUCUUCCCUAAAACCAUUUGCAAUUUUUCUUCUCUAGCCGAUUUCCAACUAAGGAAUAACAACAUAGCUGGAGAAAUUCCAGGUUGCGUUGAAAAUUUAGCAACAUUGCAAUUCCUUGAUGCUGGUAACAAUGCACUUUCUGGCGUCAUUCCUCAAGGCAUUGGGAAGCUCCAAAACCUUCAGAACUUAUAUCUAGAUGGGAACCAAAUAUCCGGGGUCAUUCCAACCUCAGUUGGAAACUUAACUAAGAUAUCUGUUUUAACGCUUUCAAACAAUAGAUUAGAAGGCCAAAUACCAUCAUCUCUUGGAAAUUGUAUAUCGUUAAAUGAACUAUAUCUUUCUAAUAACAGUCUUAGGAAGAGCAUACCCCCACAACUUUUUAAUCUACCUGUCUUAUCUAUCACACUCGAUUUAUCUGGAAACCACCUGACUGGGUCUCUGCCUGAAGAAGUUGGGAGACUGACUAAUCUUGACGCCCUUGAUCUUUCUCAAAACAUGUUAUCAGGUCAGAUACCAAGCUCUCUUGGUGGUUGUGUGUCGUUAGAGUUCUUACACAUGGGGGGAAACCAUUUCCAGGGCACCAUUCCUGAUUCAUUGCAGGCAUUAAAGGGUCUCCUUGUAUUAAAUUUGUCAUACAACAAUUUCUCCGGAGGAAUCCCAAACUAUUUACAGAGCUUCAAGUUGCAAAGCCUAGAUUUAUCCAACAAUAACCUUGAAGGUGAAGUACCUGGUGAUGGAGUCUUUAGUAAUGGAAGUGGUAUUUACAUAAGUAGAAACACUAGGCUUUGUGGAGGCAUGCCUGAACUAAAGUUGCCCCGAUGUAGUUUAAGCAGCAACACCCAAAGAAGAAAAUCAGAGAACAGGAAGAAAAUAUUGGCAGUUGCAAUUCUUUCUGGGUGUUUUGGAGUUAUACUGCUACUGGUUGUUCUUGUGUUAUUAUAUACUUUCAGACACAGAAAGAGGACUAAGAAACCGACAGCUUCGGAUGAUUCAGAAAAUUUUCCAAGUUUGUCUUAUCAAACCCUUCUUAAAGCCACAAAUGGGUUUUCCUCCGAAUGUUUGAUUGGCAGUGGUACAUUUGGUGUUGUGUACAAGGGGGUACUUGAUGAGGAUGAAUCUACUGUUGCCAUCAAGGUGUUUAAACUUCAAAAUCAUGGUGCUACCAAGAGUUUUAUGGCUGAAUGUGGGGUCCUCCGCAGCAUCCGGCACCGGAAUCUUCUGAAAGUUGGAACAGCUUGUUCAAGUGUGGAUUAUCAAGGCAGAGAUUUCAAGGCUUUAGUUUAUGAGUACAUGGUGAAUGGGAGUUUGGAUGAUUGGUUGCAUCCUGCAUAUUCAAUCACUGGAAUAGAGGAAGCAAAUAAUAUGUCAAGGCACUUAAAUCUUCUCAAAAGAAUUGAUAUAGCAGUUGAUGUUGCAUUUGCGUUGGAUUAUCUACACUACCAUUGUGGUGCCUCCAUAGUUCAUUGUGACCUCAAGCCGAGCAAUAUACUUCUUGAUGAUGAAAUGGUGGCACAUGUUGGUGACUUUGGCCUAGCCAAGUUCCUCUUGAAAUUCAACAGUGGCGACUCAAACUCCAAUCAGUCUAGCUCUGUUGGAGUGAGAGGUACAAUCGGUUAUGCUCCUCCAGAGUAUGGUUUGGGGAAUGAGGUGUCUACCAGCGGCAAUGUGUAUAGUUUCGGGAUCCUAUUACUGGAAAUGAUAACAGGAAAGAGGCCUACUAAUGACAUGUUCAAGGGUGGGCUAAGCUUACAUGGCUUUGUCAAAGAAGCUCUGCCUGGAAAUGUAAUGGAGAUUCUAGAUCAUGUACUUCUUGAAGACAUAGAUAGUGAGGAGACGGAUAGCAACUUAAUGUUUGAGGCACUGAUUUCUAUACUUGGAUUAGCACUCUCCUGCUCAACUGAGUUCCCACGAGAAAGGUUGGAAAUGAGUGAUGUUGCUGCAAAGCUAUCAUCAAUCAGAAACAAGCUCCUUGGAACUCGUUUACAACAAAGGAGGAGAAUUCAAGCAGGAACACGAGGGUGAUCAAUGUUUAACCAAUUUCAGCUUCCAUGAGCAUGAUUGUGACAUGGUGGCUCUGAAGAAAGAUUAGCUCAUAUGCUUCAGUUACUUCACUUUAAAAGGUUAAUAUUUUUUUCAUAUGCUCA